Messenger RNA from Spirometra erinaceieuropaei, 1839 nucleotides. The record is from the annotation of a GenBank genome assembly. NCBI's taxonomy places the organism in Eukaryota, Metazoa, Platyhelminthes, Cestoda, Diphyllobothriidea, Diphyllobothriidae.
AUGGGUCACCGCAUCGCCAUCGCCGAGGCAAGGCUCCGUCUGGAACACCAAAGGAGGCCACAAGGCAAGCGAGCCUCCAGGUAAGCGGACGUUGCUCUGCUGCCCUUUGAUCGCUUGUUCUUUUUUGCCUGUUCUCUAUCUGCUUCCGUGUCUGUCCUUGUUAAAAGCUAAGUGCCUCUCUGUUGAACUUCCUCUGGUGUCUUUGCUUUUUGCUGUUCUUGCCUGCUUGCUUUUUUGUCUGUUUGUUCGUGUCCAAUCUUACGGUAAGCUAAAUGCCGUUCUGUCAAAUUUUAUACUCACUGAGUGUAUUUGAGCAACCAGUUAGCCUGGAGAGGGACGAGAAAGCUCUGCUUCCCGUCUCUCUACCCUUCCCUCAUCCCUCCUCCCCCCUCUCCUUAUGCAAGAUCUACGGCGUUGUCAUAGGCAGGUCCAGGCUAACUCGGGUCGUUCUCCCGCUAAACAAAAGCCAUGGCCCAUAGUGGAGUUCGGCAGCCGUCUGGGAUAACUGAACAGCCCUAUUUAGGAAGAGCACUGCUCACCCCCGUAGGCGGGAAGGGGUUAAAAAAGUUGCCCUAAACAAAUGCUGGGAUCACGUAAUCUGAGCGCUGAAAGUGGCCGUAGACGCAAAACUCACGGUCGAAACAACCAAACCAGAAACAACACUCCCUCUUUCCUCACCACCUCCCUCAGCCCCACUCGCCAGACUGGCAGGGUGAGUCCGCUCACUCUGUCAGCCUCUGAUGUUUGUUCCCUUUUAGACAAUCCGAGGAGCAACCGACCGGGACGAAGAACGGCGCUAUUUGCACGGGAACUGGUGCGCUACAAGGUGGAAAUCGCAGCACUCAGCGAAACCCGGUUUUCCGAACAAGGCCAACUGAAGGUGAUUGCCGGCUACACAUUCUUCUGGACCGGCCAACACAAGACAGAGCGACAGGACGCGAGCUUCGCCUUUGCCAUCAGGAACGACAUCAUAUGACGACUGUCCUGUCUGCCGCAGGGCAUCAACGAUCGCCUGAUGAGCCCCCGCCCGCCUCUCCGCGGAGGCUAAUUCGCCAUCAUCGUCAGUGUCUACGCUCCACCAAUGACCAGCCAUGACGCCGCAAGGUACAAAUUAUACUAGGACCUGCACGCCCUCCUGGCGACUGUAUCGAAGGCGGACAAGUUGAUUGUCCUUGGUGACUCCACGCCCGCGUCGGCCCAGACCAUGCCUCUUGGAGAGGAGUGCUGGGUCCCCAUGGUCGCGACGGCUCCAAUGACAAUGGCCUACUCCUUCUACGAACCUGCGCAGAACACCGCCUCAUCGUGAUCAACACCUACUUCCGCCUCCCAGUGGAAGAGAAGGCCACCCGGAUGCACCCUCGGUCGCGAAGCUGGCACCUGCUGGAAUAUGCCCCUGUCCGGAGACGAGACCAGCGAGACGUGCUGGUGAAAAAGGUUACUCCGGGUGCCGAAGUGUGGGCCGUCCAUUGUCUCGUCAUCUCCAAGAUGCGGAUUCAUCUACAGCCUCGCAGGAGACCUCAAGGUAAGCGACCACCAAGUAAGCUGAAUAUUGCUUUCUUGUCUUUGCCUGCUCACCAUCUCCAUUUCAAUGACGAGCUAGCUCAACGACUAACCAAUCUUCCAGUCGCCGCUGGCGCCGCCGCCUCUGACGAGAACGCCUCCGUAGACAACCGAUGGUGCCAACUGUGGGACACAGUCCAAUCAACAACUCUUGCCACCCUCGCUCACGUACUCCGCCAACAUCAGGACUGGCUUGAUGACAACGACGCCGUCAUCAGCAGCCUGCUCGCCGAGGAGAACCGCCUGAACAAAAGCCUCCGUAAAUCGUCCCAUCGAUGA